AUGGGCCAUUUAGGUGUUGAAGGUACCUUAACUCACUUGCGCGAACAAUUCUGGAUAAUCAAAGGUAGACAAUUUGUAAAAAAGGUAUUGAAUGACUGUCUCAUAUGUAGACGUUUUAAGGUAAAGACUGGAGAACAGGUGGUAGCUCCACUACCUCCUGACAGAAUUCUAGAACAUUCACCAUUUGAUGUAUCUGGCGUAGACUUUGCAGGACCUUUUUUUGUGAAUGACUCUAAUGAUAAGUGUUAUCUGAUAAUAUUUACUUGUGCUGUAGUAAGAGCUGUUCAUUUAGAAUUAGUUAAUAAUAUGAGUACUGAUUCAUUUUUAUUAGCUUUUAGGAGAUUUAUUUCUCGUAGAGGUUUGUGUUCUGUAAUUUACUCUGAUAAUGCUAAAACAUUUAAAAAGGCAAAUUCUGAAUUAAGUAAAUGGUGGAAAUAUAUUAAUAAUCCUGAAGUUAAAAAUGUAUUUGCCUCCAAAGGUAUUGUUUGGAAAUUUAUUGUUGAGAGGAGUCCAUGGUGGGGAGGUUUUUGGGAAAGGCAGAUACGUACAAUUAAAACUUGUUUAAAGAAGAUUAUUGGCAAAUCAAGUCUUUCUUUUAAGGAAUUAGAAACCAUUUUUUUAGAAAUUGAAGCUAUUGUUAAUUCUAGGCCUAUCACGUAUCUGUACAAUGAACCUUCCGAACCUUCACCACUCACUCCUUCUCAUUUUCUAAUUGGGAAAAGAUUAGCAUCUUUACCAGUAAUACAAUCUAAAAUUGAGGAAUUAAAUGUAAAUAGAGAUUCUUUAACAAAAAGGAUUAAAUAUCAACAACCAAUUUUGAAUCAUUUCUGGAAUAGGUGGAGAAAGGAAUAUUUGCUUAAUUUGAGAUCAGCUUAUAUCUCUCCACAGCCAGGUAAGAUUUGUUCAUUUAAGGUAAAUGAUGUCGUUUUAAUUAAUGAUGAGCGUUAUCCAAGGAAUAUGUGGAUGAUAGGAAGAAUUUUGGAGUUGUGUCCAGGACGAGACGGACAAGUUCGUUCUCUUCUCAUCAAAACUCCCAAAGGAAACAUAAAACGCUCAGUUCAACUUGUUUGCAAUUUAGAGAUAAAUCCUUAA
Argiope bruennichi is the source of this 1092-nucleotide messenger RNA. RefSeq lists its product as uncharacterized. Bases 1 to 1092 code for a protein of 363 amino acids. The transcript has a single exon. Gene Ontology annotation, biological process: DNA integration. The record is from RefSeq and is a predicted model, not a curated record. Lineage: Eukaryota; Metazoa; Arthropoda; Arachnida; Araneae; Araneidae. Gene Ontology annotation, molecular function: nucleic acid binding.